GACGCUUUCCUGCCUUCUUCCUUAUCCUCCAUGUACAUAAGGUCCAUGGCCACGAUGCCUCACCGCACCAAACCAAACGGAAGAGAAAGGGAAUACGACUAGACGAGAGAGAGGCCAUGACCAUGAGACUCAGAGGCAACGCGAGGCUGGUCUGCGCACUGCUGCUGGUGCUGCUCUGCGUGGCCUCGCGGAUCCAGGGAGGGGCGUCCCGAGGCGGAGGUGGAGGCCGUGGUGGAAGGAUAGGAGGCGGAGGCAGCAGCGAUGGAGGAAGCACUGGCGGGGGAGGCAGUGCCGUGCCGGGAGCCGGCGGCGGCGGUGGGAGCAGUUACAUGCGAGGGGCCGGCGGUGGCUACGUGCCAACAAGGGGCUACGGCGGCCGGAACACGACUGCGACGGGGUCGAACGGACGCCGCGCCGCGGGCGAGCCGCGUGGCCGCGUCGUAUGGUUCUCCGCUGCCGCCGCCGCGCUGGUGGCCCUGAGCAUACUUACGCAAGCAUGAUCGAUCGUUGGCGACGAGCGAAAUACGGAAUUUGUAAUUUUGUAUAAUUUAGAACGUGGCUGGAUUCAUGUCAGAUAUUUUUUAUUUUUUAAUACAGGCUUGUAAAUAGUUCACGGAGCAUUUUUCCCCCUCUUUAUCUUGUAAAUCGAUUUGAGUACAGUGUGGUGGAAAAUCGGAA
Molecule: messenger RNA, 678 nt
Organism: Triticum aestivum (bread wheat)
Lineage: Eukaryota; Viridiplantae; Streptophyta; Magnoliopsida; Poales; Poaceae
Product: acanthoscurrin-1
Exons: 1
Coding region: 117-500 (127 amino acids)
Source: RefSeq, a predicted model, not a curated record